Purpureocillium lilacinum is the source of this 2058-nucleotide messenger RNA. RefSeq lists its product as uncharacterized. Gene Ontology annotation, molecular function: protein binding. Lineage: Eukaryota; Fungi; Ascomycota; Sordariomycetes; Hypocreales; Ophiocordycipitaceae. The record is from RefSeq and is a predicted model, not a curated record.
AUGAAGCUGCUCGGCACCGUGGCCGCCCUCGCCCUGUGCGAUGCCGCGAGCCACACGUACGCCGUGGCCGUCAAGCCGCGGCCGCACACGGCGAUGCCCAACCUGGCGGCGCGCGGAACGGAGAUGAGCCUCAUGGCGGCCAAGCCCAUCGGCAACGCCAUCAACCGCGCCGGGUGGAAGGUCACCUGCGACGGCGAGGAGGCGGGCAACGAGUGCGCCAAGGCCAUCGACGGCGACAACAACACCAUGUGGCACACGGCGUGGCAAAACGACAACCCGCCGCCGCCGCACACCAUCACCGUGGACAUGGGGUCCGCGCAGACCAUCAACGGCAUCUCGGUGCUGCCGCGGCAGGACGGCAUCGAGCACGGCUGGAUCGCGCGCCACGACGUGCUCGUCAGCGACGACGGGCAGACCUGGGGCGACCCCGUCGCCACGGGCACCUGGUACACGGACGCGACGGCAAAGUACGCCAACUUUGAGCCGCGCAGCGCCCGGUACGUGCGCCUCGUAGCCAGGAGCGAGGCCCAGGGCCGUCCCUGGACGAGCAUCGCCGAGCUCAACGUCUACCGCGCCGAUGGACCCCCCGUGCCCAAGAACGGCAUCGGCAAAUGGGGCCUCACGCUCGACUUUCCCGUGGUGCCGGUCGCAGGCGUCGUGGACCCCCUGACGGGCAAGGUGGUGGUCUGGUCGGCAUACGAAAACGACCAGUACGAAGGGUCACCCGGCGGUUGGACGCUCACGUCCACAUGGGACCCGGCGACGGGGGAGGUGACGGAGCGCAACGUGACCAACAUCGGGCACGACAUGUUCUGCCCGGGCGUGUCGCUCGACGCAUCCGGCCGGGUCGUCGUCACGGGCGGCAGCAACGCGCAAAAGACGUCCUUUUACGACGCCGCGACCGAGGCGUGGGUGCCGGGCCCGGACAUGAAGACGCCGCGCGGGUAUCAAGCCUCGGCGACGUGCUCCGACGGGCGCGUCUUCACCAUCGGCGGGUCGUGGAGCGGCGGCCAGUUUGAGAAGAACGGCGAGGUCUGGGACCCGAGCUCCAACUCGUGGCGCGCGCUGCCGGGGGCCGCCGUCAAGCCCAUGCUCACCAAGGACCGCGGCGGCAUCUACCGCGCCGACAACCACGCCUGGCUGUUCGGCUGGCGCAACGGCAGCGUCUUCCAGGCCGGGCCCAGCACCGCCAUGAACUGGUACUACACGGCCGGCGACGGACGGGUGCGGUCCGCGGGCCAGCGCCGGGCCCCGCGCGGCGCCGACCCGGACGCCAUGUGCGGCAACGCCGUCAUGUUCGACGCCACCGCCGGCAAGAUCCUGACGGUGGGCGGCGCGCCGCACUACGAGGACGCCGACGCGACGACCAACGCGCACGUCCUCACGCUGGGCGACGCCGGCGCGGCGCCCAAGGUCGUCUUCGCGGGCAACGGCAUGGCGCACCCGCGCAUCUUCGCCAACGCCGUCGUCCUCCCCGACGGCACCGUCUUCGUCACCGGCGGCCAGCAGCACGCCGAGCUGUUCAAGGACACGACGCCGCAGCUGACGCCCGAGCUGUACGACCCCGCGCUCGGCGCCUUCGUCGAGCAGGCCCCCAACUCGGUGGUGCGCGUCUACCACAGCAUGGCGCUGCUGCUCCCCGACGCGACGGUCCUGAGCGGCGGCGGGGGGCUCUGCGGCGGCGCCUGCGACACGAACCACUUCGACGCGCAGGUCUUCUCGCCGCGGUACCUGUUUGACGGCGAGGGCCAGCCCGCGGCGCGGCCCAAGAUCCGCGCCGUCGCGAGCAAGGAGGUGCACGCGGGGGAUGCCAUCAAGGUGACGACCGACGGGCCCGUCAAGAGCGCCGCGCUGGUGCGCUACGGCUCGGCCACGCACUCGGUCAACACGGACCAGCGGCGCGUGCCCCUGACGCUGCGGCAGGACGGCGGGAGCUACGCGUACAGCGCGGACCUGCCGCGGGAUCUGGGCGUGCUGCUGCCGGGGUACUGGAUGCUGUUUGUCAUGAACGACAAGGGCGUGCCGAGCGUGGCGGCGACGGUCAAGGUGCUGCUGUGA